UCUCUCUCUCUCUCCUCUCUCUAGGUUCUUGCUGGUUUGCUGCUUCGCACAGGCCGAUUCCAUGCUGAAAGAAGGAUUUGAAGUGGUGAAUAGGGAUCUCGAGAUGACGCCGUCCCUUGAGCUGUGGGACUCCAGCGGGUUCUCCGACCCAGCCUCAGCCCGGUGCGCCGGCUCCGAGCGGAACGAGCUCUCCGACUGGGUGGAACAAGUCACCAGGCAGCUCAUUGACGACUUGCCCGAGACGCCCGGUGGGGGCGCCGACUCAGAGAUGGCGUCGGAGGAUUGCAUUCCGUCGAUCCUCAACGACUUGAGGCCGAGGAAGGCUCUGAGGUGGAAUGUCAUCCAUCACCACCUCGAGGGCAACAGCGACUCGGUUCAUUGGGGCAAUGAAGCAAGCCCGAGCGAGAGCAACGGCCUUGGCCUGCUGACGCUCCUCCUUGAGUGUGCCGUGGCUAUUUCUGUGGACAACUUGGGCGAGGCGCAUAGAAUGUUGCUCGAGCUGACCCAAAUGGCCUCGCCCUACGGGCCGUCGUGCGCCGAGAGAAUCGUCGCCUACUUCGCCAAGGCGAUGUCGAGCCGGGUCAUCAACUCGUGGCUCGGCAUUUGCUUGCCCCUCGUCGACUACAGGAGCGUCAACUCCGCGUUCCAGGUCUUCAACACCGUCUCGCCCUUCGUCAAGUUCGCCCACUUCACCUCCAACCAGGCCAUCCUCGAAGCCUUCCACCGCCGCGACCGAGUCCACAUUGUUGACCUUGACAUAAUGCAAGGCCUGCAGUGGCCGGCCCUCUUCCACAUCCUGGCCACGCGCAUCGAGGGGCCUCCGCACGUGCGGCUGACUGGCAUGGGCGCCUCAAUGGAGCUUCUCGUCGAGACGGGAAGGCAGCUCACGAACUUCGCCAAGCGGCUCGGGAUGUCCUUCGAGUUCCACCCGGUUGUGAGGAAAUCCGGGGAGAUCGCCGACCUCCCGUACGCAGUGCAGCUCCGGCAGGGCGAGACGCUGGCCGUGCACUGGCUCCAGCAUUCCCUCUACGACGCGACAGGGCCUGACUGGAAGACGAUGAGGCUACUUGAGGAGCUGGCCCCGCGCGUGAUCACGCUGGUGGAGCAGGACGUCUUGCACGGCGGCUCCUUCCUGGACCGCUUCGUUGGGUCGCUCCACUACUACUCGACCCUCUUUGACUCGCUCGGCGCCUGCCUGCCGUCCGACGACCCAAGCCGGCACCAGGUCGAGCACGGGCUCCUGCACCGGGAGAUCAACAACAUACUGGCGAUCGGUGGGCCGGGGCGGAGCGGGGAGGACAAGUUCCGGAGCUGGAGGAGCGAGCUGCUGGGGAGGAGCGGGAGCUUCAUGCAGGUCCCCAUGAGCGCCAACUCGAUGGCUCAGGCGCAGCUGAUUCUAAACAUGUUCCCUCCUGUUCAGGGCUACAGCCUCGUGCAAGGGGAUGGAACGCUGAGGCUCGGUUGGAAGGACACGAGCUUGUACACUGCCUCUGCUUGGACGUCGAUUGCUCAUCAUCACAGAUAGAUGCAAACCCUAGGGUUGAAAAAUUCUUAACUCUUUGAUCAUCGUGAUACAUACUUUUGGAUAUCAAGAUUACUAUAAUUAGGAAGUGUUUUUGAUUUUGUGAUCUCCCUCUUCUUCUUCUUCUUCCCUCUGACCAUGGGUGUGUUGGCAUUUGGAGUG
This is a messenger RNA of Eucalyptus grandis, 1684 nucleotides long. RefSeq names its product protein SCARECROW-like. Lineage: Eukaryota; Viridiplantae; Streptophyta; Magnoliopsida; Myrtales; Myrtaceae. The transcript has a single exon. Gene Ontology annotation, biological process: regulation of DNA-templated transcription. Gene Ontology annotation, molecular function: sequence-specific DNA binding; DNA-binding transcription factor activity. Bases 62 to 1525 code for a protein of 487 amino acids. Gene Ontology annotation, cellular component: nucleus. The record is from RefSeq and is a predicted model, not a curated record.